AUGGAUGUGCCAAUUCUAUUUUCAAUAUUAGUGACAAUGCACGUGUGUGGUGUAUUGUCAUUGUCACCGAUGAUGAAUGACAUGAAUGCAGAUAUUAUGAACGAUAUUAUGAAUCUCCGUAGGAAGAUCAAAAACCAUCAGCGAACAUUAUCUAGUAAGGUAAAAGGCAAAGAAAACAGUGUCAAACUGCCCGCGGCAGAGAUUGCAAUGCGAGAAUUUUUCCUGCCAUCUGAGGGAGAGAAACCGAAAACAGAUAAGAAUAAAUCUCCAAUAUCAAUCAAGGAUGGAUCUAAAAAAGAUGUCAGUAUACUUGAAUCCCAAUCAACCGGAAGUGUACUGCCUGGAAGGACGAAGUCGACAGAGAAAUCGAAGAAGUCGAAAAAAUCUACAAAAAUAGAUUCGCAAAAAGUGUCAGAAACAAACGCAAAAGCUGCAGGGACCAUUCCCAAUGAAGCAAAUUCAAAAUUAUCACAAAGUUCGUCCAAAAAGGAUUCCACGAAGACAGCCACAGAAAUCAAGUCUAAAACUCCAUCAACACAAAAACAAGGAGCUGAUUUAACAGUUAGUGCAACAAAAGCGCCGGUUGUCAAGGCAACCACUACAUCGGAUUCUAAGUCAACAAGACGAUCCCGUAGGAGAUCAUCAAGAAGAAGGAAGUCUAGAAAAUCAAGAAAAAGUACUACAACGCCUUCACCCAGUACUACAGCAGCAAAUCCGACUACAGAUUUACCGAAAGUAGUUAACAAUCAAAAGACACCGACACCGUCUGUAGCUCUGGCACCAACUCCAGGAAACCCAAUGCAGACUACCAUGUCCCACAUACUGAGAGAGGGACCAGUGAUGCUGGCUUCUAUGUUAGCCAGGCUAUACCCGCGGUUAAUGGGGCUGUUCGGUGGGGUUCGAAAUCAAGCGCCUAAUAUGGACCCCGUGAUGAUGAACGGUGGCCACAUGUUUAAUAAUCCCACACUCCAAGGAGAAAUAUUUCGUCAAAGUCAGAGAACGCAACAGUCAAACCCUAUUCAACAACAAUCACCACAAACUUCACAUGUUACAAAUGCACCAGCUCAGCUUAAUCAUAUGCAGCUUUAUAUGCAGGAUGAAUUGUGCUCCGAGACGCCGUCAAGGUUUGUUACAACGUGCAGCACCAACAUGGAUUGUAAAUAUAAGCUGAAGUGUUAUUCUGGAUACUGCUGUGCAAAUAGUCAUCGGCAUGCUGAAAUGCUCGACAAUAUGCCUGAGUAUAUUGGGAUGCCACAUCCAUGGAGGAGCUUUUUUCGAUGA
Ylistrum balloti is the source of this 1281-nucleotide messenger RNA. Its product is annotated as proteoglycan 4-like. Bases 1 to 1281 code for a protein of 426 amino acids. The record is from RefSeq and is a predicted model, not a curated record. The transcript is spliced from 3 exons. Lineage: Eukaryota; Metazoa; Mollusca; Bivalvia; Pectinida; Pectinidae.